AUGUCUGCCACCGAUUCUACAUUUCGAGUCGAAUAUGCUAAAUCGGAUCGAUCAAAAUGCAAAAGUUGUUGGUCGUCAAUCGAUACAGAUUCAUUUCGAUUUACAUUUAUGACAUACUCAUCAAAAUUUGACGCCAAAGAAGAUCAAGAUAAAAUUCGUCAUCGUAUUCAAGAAAACGCUACAGCACUGUCGAGUGGAAAUGAUGUAAAUGAUACAUUUUCUGUUCAAUAUGCUAAAUCAAAUCGAAGUACAUGUCAUAGUUGUGAUAAAUCGAUUGAUAAAGAUACAUUGCGUUUAUUAAGAACAAAUUAUACAAGUAAACGAGCACGAAGUUAUGGACCAACUGAUGAAUGGUAUCAUUUAAUUGAUACUGUAACUGAUUGUAUGACAUUUGGUGCACUUGAACCAUGUCCAGAAUGUGGUGGUCUUCUUAUUUUCAAACCUGAUUAUGAUUCUAAAUCACCUCUUAAUGGCUAUUCUAUUGCAUUAGUCGGUCGUGAUACUGUUGUUACGACUAUUGAUAAAACAGUCGAUGUAAUCAUUAGUACACAAGAUGAAGUACAAAAAGGGAAUAAAAAAAUUCAAGAUGCACAAUAUUUCGAAAUUCAUAUCGUUCCUGAACAAUUUCUCGAUGAUAUUCUUAAUGAUCGAUCAUCGGUUGUGAUGGAAAAAUUAAAAUUAUCAACUUGUGGUAAAUUACCACAUAUUCGAAAACAACAAAACAAAAAUUUCCGACUACAUUUAAAUCUAUGGGAUGGUAUUGCAGUCGAUCCUGAUUCUGGACUCGAAGAAACAUGUCAUGUAUUGAAAGAUAAUGAAACUGGUGAUAUUUUUGCGACAGUACUCGGCAUGAUUGAUAUAACCCGUGAUACUAAUUCAUAUUACAAAAUUCAAUUACUCGAAAAUAAUAAUGACAAAAAUGAAAUUGAUUAUAAGCAACAUAGUAAUGAUGAUGAUGAUAUACAAAAAGCAUUAAAUAAUUCUAAUGCAAAAAAUUGUUCUCAUCUUCCAUCACCUGUACAAGAUCUUAUUCGUUUGAUUUUUAAUAUUGAAACAAUGAAAGAAACAUUACUUGCAUUUGAAAUUGAUCUGACAAAAAUGCCAUUAGGUAAAUUUAAUCGAUUUUAUACACUUGUUCCUCAUGAUUUUGGUCUUAAAAAACUAAAAAUUCUUGAUAAUAUUGAAUUAAUUCAAUCAAAAACACAAAUGAUUAAUAAUUUGCUUGAAACAGAAAUAGCCUAUUCAUUGUUAAAAGGAUCUACAGAUAAAGAAAAUGAACAUCCGAUUGAUGUUCAUUAUAAAAAAAAUUAA
Molecule: messenger RNA, 1311 nt
Organism: Rotaria sp. Silwood1
Lineage: Eukaryota; Metazoa; Rotifera; Eurotatoria; Philodinida; Philodinidae
Source: the annotation of a GenBank genome assembly